AGAAAAUGAGUAUGAAGAUCACUGAGGCAGAACAUAUCCAGAACACAUACAUUCGAGUGGAAGAGCACAUACACCGGGAAGUGAGGGAGAUGCCCCAGGUUUUAGACAAACUACAGUCUACUGUGAUGCGUGGCCAGACGGAGCUCAGUGAAGUGGCCCAGAUAUCUCAGUCCGCCCUGGCCGCAGUGGAGAGCACUAAGGGAAUGCUGGUCCAGUUGGAGAGACAGCUGAUGACGGAGCGGCAAGUCAUAGAUGGCAAGCUGAACACCAAGCACCUGGAGAAAGAGAGAGGGGUGGAGGGACGCCUGGAAAGAGAGGAGGGCGACAGGCGCAUCAGCCGUGCCUCAAACCGAUCAAAGGACCAGGUCAAAAAAGUCAAUCAGCCCAAAGAAGACCUCACUGACACCAUUGAUCCCGUUGGUGUCCGAGUGGCCCAGAAGUCACCCACUCCAACCAACACACAGCAGUCCCACAUGAAAAUGGUGAAGGAAAUGGAUGAUCUAAAGGAGGCCCUCGGCUGCACUGACCUGCAGGAGCUGGAGAGCAGGCUGGUGUCCCAGACGGCCACACAGCAGCAGCUGCACACCCAGAUGAAGCAGUGCGAGGAGCGGGCGGCCCAGAAGCAGGAGGAGCUGGCCGCCCUGGAGCUGCAGUACGCCCAGAUCAAGUUCAACCCCGGGCCUGGCUGUGAGAGGUAUGAGCAGAUGCAGGCGGAGCUGUGUGCUGAGCUGGAGCAGGAGCGCCUGCGCUGCCGGGAGUGGGAGGCCAAGCUGCGCAAGGCCAGGGCCGUCCAGCAGGGGUGGAGCAGGGGUCAACAACCUCUUCUACCGCACCACCUGCCUGCCACCACAGCUCAAGGUGGAGUAACAGAGCUCCACACUUAA
Clupea harengus (Atlantic herring) is the source of this 884-nucleotide messenger RNA. RefSeq lists its product as uncharacterized. The transcript has 7 exons. The record is from RefSeq and is a predicted model, not a curated record. The coding region runs from base 6 to 884 and encodes 292 amino acids. Lineage: Eukaryota; Metazoa; Chordata; Actinopteri; Clupeiformes; Clupeidae.